Messenger RNA from Eutrema salsugineum, 1127 nucleotides. RefSeq lists its product as uncharacterized. Lineage: Eukaryota; Viridiplantae; Streptophyta; Magnoliopsida; Brassicales; Brassicaceae. The coding region runs from base 194 to 424 and encodes 76 amino acids. The transcript is spliced from 4 exons. The record is from RefSeq and is a predicted model, not a curated record.
GACUAUUGAGGAAAUCAAUUCUCAAUUUCGGAAUCUAAUUUAGCCAUUCUCUCGGUCUCAUUCUUAUCGUAAUCUCUCGAGCGUGGUUUCCCCAAAGAAGGUGUCAAAAAUCCGAAUCUGCGAGCUCUGAAUUCGUAACCCUUGAUUUCUUCUUGAUCAGCGGAAUCAAUCUUCGAAAGAUCGAUCUUUGAGUAUGGGAACAAGAGGCAAUCGUGUGGGAGAAAGAUGGAACGAGAUGGGUUGUGAAGAAAAAUCGAGCGUGAUUGAGGAAGAGAUCAAAAGGGUUAGCAAACUUCCUUCAAACAGUGUUUAUGCAGUUCAUCGUCUCAAGGUUCUCAACAAAAUCAGCGAGCUUUUAUCUGUCCAAAGAACAUUGUCGCAAGAGAAGGAAUUAGAGUUGCUAUUCACACAGCUCUCUCUGUGAAAGAAAGAAAAAAAAAACCUGAGUUUUUGUAUGUAUAAUGAUUGCAGGUUGAUCAAUGGGGUUGUUUUACGAAUGGCAAUCUAAACUCCAAGCUGAUUCCUUAAGAAGUUGGUGUUUAUGGUUACACCAAAACAAAAGUUGGGUUUUCAUUGUAUGUUUUUUAGUUUUCCUUAUAAGGACAUGUGCGUGUGUGUGGCAUUUAGUGGUCUCUGUGACUGUCUUUUUAUAGAAACCAUCUGUUCUUUGACUGCCCAUUCACCUCAGAGAUUUGGACUAAUCUAGCAGCAGGAGUUCUUGGAAAUGAUUUCACCUGUGACUGGGAACAAAUACUAACAAUCUUAUCUCGUCGAAAUCAGAGGUUGGUGCAAAGCUUCAUGGCCAAGUAUCUACGUCAAAUCACCUUAUACCAUCUAUGGUGUGAACGCAACAGAAGGCGGCAUGGCGAUUCACACUCAGACCCCGCAACAACUGAUCAAAUCGAUUGGUAAAGGAAUGAAAAAUAGAUUCAACUCUAUUCGUCAACUUGGUGACAAAAAAUACGAAGAAGGUUUCAAAUUCUGGAUAGCUUAUAGGAUCAUAAACUAAAACUAAUAUCAUUGCACAAUGUAAUAGGUUUUAUUUUUUGGUUUUGAUUUGCUACCAUCUCAGAUGUAAAAGCGUUUUUCUUUGUAAUAAAUUUAACAUUUUUUCAAUAAAAAAUGUU